UAAUUUAGGUAGUUUGUAUCUUUUUAACUGCUGCACUUGGUUUACCAGAAUCAUUAAUUCCAGUUCAAUUACUAUGGGUAAAUUUAGUAACUGAUGGUUUACCAGCAACAGCACUUGGUUUUAAUCCACCUGAUUUGGAUAUUAUGGAACGUCAACCACGAAAAUCAAAAGAAGCUUUAAUAACUCCAUGGCUUUUCUUUCGUUAUUUAGCCAUUGGAACUUAUGUUGGUUUUGCUGUUGUAUGGAGUGCAACAUGGUGGUCAAUGCAUGCUACAAAUGGUCCGCAUCUUUCUUAUUGGCAUUUGAAAAAUCAUUUUAAAUGUCGUAUUGGUGGCAAAGAAUGGGAAGGUAUUAAUUGUUCUGUCUUUGAUGAUCCACAUCCAAUGACAAUGGCACUUUCAGUACUUGUCACUAUUGAAAUGUUAAAUGCACUUAAUAGCUUAUCUGAAAACCAAUCUCUUCUUAAAAUGCCACCAUGGACAAAUAAGUAUUUAUUAUAUGCAAUUACUUUAUCAAUGUCUUUACAUAUGAUGAUUCUUUACAUUCCAAUGUUUAAUACUGUAUUUCAAAUCUGUCCACUUUCAUUAGAAGAAUGGUUGGCUGUUAUUAAAAUCUCUCUACCGGUUAUAUUACUCGAUGAAUUACUCAAAUUUACAGCACGACGAUAUAUUGAUCGUGGUCUACAAUCAAAACCUGUGUUACCCGAUGUUAUGUCAAUGUUUAAAAAUGAUUUAACUCCAAUCGAUAAAAUAUCAAAUCAUCAUGCAACUCAUAUUGAUUAG
Molecule: messenger RNA, 782 nt
Organism: Rotaria sordida
Lineage: Eukaryota; Metazoa; Rotifera; Eurotatoria; Philodinida; Philodinidae
Source: the annotation of a GenBank genome assembly